CCGACGCCGCCCGCCCGCCUCCGUGCGCUGCACUGAAUCUGACAGCGCCCGUCCUGCAGCGGCCGGCGAGGAAGAGCUCUCGGCGAGAGGGCGAGCGAUGGCGGCGGCAAUGCCGGCGCUGCUGCUGCUGGUGGCCACGGCCACGGCGAUGAUGUUCUCCCCCGCCGCCGCCCGCAUUCCCGGCGUGUACGGCGGCGGAGGCUGGCAGAGCGCGCACGCCACGUUCUACGGCGGCAGCGACGCCUCGGGCACCAUGGGCGGCGCCUGCGGCUACGGCAACCUGUACAGCCAGGGGUACGGCGUGAACAACGCGGCGCUGAGCACGGCGCUGUUCAACCAGGGGCUGAGCUGCGGCGCGUGCUUCGAGAUCAAGUGCGAGGACCAGCCCGGGUGGCGGUGGUGCCGCCCGGGGAGCCCCUCCAUCCUGGUGACGGCCACCAACUUCUGCCCGCCCAACUACGCGCUGCCCUCCGACGACGGCGGCUGGUGCAACCCGCCCCGCCCCCACUUCGACCUCGCCAUGCCCAUGUUCCUCCACAUCGCCGAGUACCGCGCCGGCAUCGUCCCCGUCACCUACCGCCGGGUGCCGUGCCGCAAGUCCGGCGGCGUGCGGUUCACCAUCAACGGCUUCCGGUACUUCAACCUGGUGCUGAUCACGAACGUGGCCGGCGCGGGGGACGUGGUGCGCGCGAGCGUGAAGGCGUCGGGCACGGGGGAGUGGAUGCCCAUGUCGCGGAACUGGGGCCAGAACUGGCAGUCCAGCGCCAUCCUCGUCGGCCAGGCGCUCUCCUUCCGCGUCACCGGCAGCGACCGCCGCACCUCCACCUCCUGGAACGCCGCCCCGCGGGACUGGCGCUUCGGACAGACCUUCGAGGGCAAGAACUUCAGGGUCUGAGCUCAGGCCGCGAGUGGCGGCGAGAAGAAGCCAGCGCUCAAGGCCUUCUUCCGCCGUACUAUUAUAUAUACCGUGAUUACUGCUACUAGUAGUCGGUAUAAAGCGCGUGUUAGGGUGGUGGGAAUGUACGUGAAUGCCCGUUUAGGGUCACGCCGUCUCGCCCUGGUUCAAGUACUCUCUGAAAAAAAAGGAGCCUUUUUCUUCUGAACAUAUGCGGGCAAAAGGGAGAUAAGUAUGGUGAUUGGAUGCUUGCUUGGUUGUCU
Zea mays is the source of this 1158-nucleotide messenger RNA. RefSeq names its product alpha-expansin 6. Gene Ontology annotation, biological process: plant-type cell wall organization. The coding region runs from base 98 to 895 and encodes 265 amino acids. Gene Ontology annotation, cellular component: extracellular region. NCBI's taxonomy places the organism in Eukaryota, Viridiplantae, Streptophyta, Magnoliopsida, Poales, Poaceae. The record is from RefSeq and is marked validated. The transcript is spliced from 3 exons.